Messenger RNA from Vigna angularis (adzuki bean), 2811 nucleotides. RefSeq names its product TMV resistance protein N-like. Gene Ontology annotation, biological process: signal transduction. NCBI's taxonomy places the organism in Eukaryota, Viridiplantae, Streptophyta, Magnoliopsida, Fabales, Fabaceae. The transcript is spliced from 3 exons. The coding region runs from base 859 to 1857 and encodes 332 amino acids. The record is from RefSeq and is a predicted model, not a curated record.
UAUUGUCUUCUUCCUAAAUACGUGAGAUUACAUAAAAUUUCACUAUCAAAAUACCAUGUUUCAUCAAUGGAGCUGUCAUGUGAAACUGCAAAAGGGUACCAAGUGUCGUGAAGCUGAGAGUGUUGCUUUGCUGUUCAUCCUAACACGAUACUACGAUAUACUGUUGUUCGAGCCUUUUAGGAUUAUAUAUAUAUAUAUGGUGCUAUGCACCUCUUGCAAAAUAGAUAUCAUAAGACUAUACAUUGAGUUUUUUCUCUUUUCCUCUUCCUUGUAUGGUUUUCUCUUUUCCUUUUUGCAACAUGAACAGUCACCAAGUUUCUGAUAUCAUGCAGAUUUAAUAUCCCCUCUGUUUAUGCUGCGCCUUUUUCUCCCCUUCAUCAUCCACAACCUUUGAUCAAGAAUAACAGAUUUUUUAUCUUUCUUUCAAAUUCAUAGAUGGAAAGUAUUGAUACUCCUCAACCCAAAAUCUUAAAACCCAUUGUUUGUGAUAUUAUUUUCAUACUCAAGUUUCUAUUUUCUAAUCAUUAUACAACUCAAAUCGGAUUCCUAAACAUUUUAUUUUUGUUUACUUUGAGAAUAUUUGACCUCUUCUUCACGUGCCUUUGUCGGUCUCUUCACGCAAUAUCAUCCAAAUCAGCCGAAAGUCGUCAACUUGAUGGGAUGAUAUUAUUGACAAUUAACUCCAUUGACAAUUUUUAGAUCCAUGUUCCAGAAACCAUGUUUAAUGGCCACUUGGUGGUCCCAAUCAAUUAAUGUUCAUGUAUUUCAUGAGAGAAGGAAAGUUGCAACCUGCAAUGAACAUCUAAGUAAUCGCAAUAACACUCAGUUUGAGUUCUUGAUUCAUUUCAUUUCGAUGCUAUGGCGCGUUAUGACGUUUUUCUGUGCUUUAGAGGGAAGGACACGCGCCACACCCUCACAGGUAACCUCUAUGCUGCUUUGCAGCAGGCUAGAUUCAGAACUUUCAUGGAUGAUGACGAGUUGAAGGGUGCCGACCAAAUUGCAUAUACGAUCGUUUUGGAAGCAUCCAGGAUUUCGAUCGUUGUUCUCUCCGAACACUUUGCGUUUUCCAGUUGGUGCCUUGAUGAACUUGCUAACAUCCUAGACUGCAUGAACACAAAGAACCAAGCCGUUUUUCCAAUCUUUUACGAAGUCGAUCCGUUCUAUGUAAGGCACCUGAAAGGUAGUUUUGGCGAGGCCAUGGUUGCCCAUGAAGCUAGAUUCGGAAAGGACUCUGAGAAAGUAGAAAAAUGGAGGUCAGCUUUGGCUCAAGUGGCCAACUUGUCGGGAUGGUGUUUUGGAAGAGGAAGGUGGUGCCAAUAUGAAUAUGAAUAUGAAUUCAUUGAAAGGAUUGUGCAACAUGUGACCAAGUUGUUACCCCGCUACAGCAUUUUUCUGAGUUUUAGUGGAAAAGAUACACGCUCCUUCACGGGUUUUCUCUACAAUGCUUUGAGCCGAAGUGGAUACCAUACUUUCAUCAGUGAUGGGGAACAUAGUUCACAAUCUAUUGUUGGGGUUAUUGAAAAAUCAAGGCUUUCAAUCAUUGUCUUUUCUGAAAACUAUGCACGUUCCCCUUCCUCUCUUGAUGAGCUUUUGAGGAUCCUUGAGUGCAUGGAUAUGAAAAACCACCUGGUUUGCCCCAUCUUUUACAAAGUGUUACCGUCGGAUAUAAGGCAUCAGAGAAAAAGUUAUUGUGAAGCCAUGAUUGAACAUGAAAAUGUGAUGGGUGAGGACUCUGAGAAGGUCAAGAAAUGGAGGUCAGCUUUGUUUCAAGUCGCCAACUUGAAAGGAUGGUGCAUGAAAACGGGGUACGAAUACGAAUUUAUUGAAAAAAUCGUGGAAAUGGCCAGUAAAAUUUAAAAUGUCCUUAACUUGAGUGAACUAAGAAAUUGCUGUGGUUUCUUCAAGUUGAACGAAGAAUUGAGGAAAUUUCCAUUGACUAAAUCGAUGUGGAAGCCACUCCUCAUGGAUCAAUCAAGGAGGAAGUUUACUACAAGACACAAACAUCGUAUGAGAUAUGGAUUCAAGAUUGACAUUACUUUUUACCCAAAACCUUAAGACAAUAGGUUAAUGAGUCUUUCAUCUUCAUAUACUGCUCUACUUUAUCAUUUCUAUCUAAUGUGAGACUUAAGCUCGUACUUAGAUUCCCAACAGCCAGAACCGAUCAAGUAAUUUAACAAAUGGUUCUUUCAGCAGCUUUAGCUCACAGAUUCAUAGCAGUACUAAUACUUACAAUCAACACUGAGGAAAAUUGUCGUAAUUUUGGAUAACAAUGCACAUUUUAUUCCUCAUUUUUUCAGUUAUCAUAUUUACAUAUUUACAUUCCUUACCUCUCUCAUGAUUGGUUUUUUCAUUAGGUAGAAAUUAUAUGUAUGUUAUUUGAGACUAACCCACUUAGGGGAUUGUCACAACUUCUUUGAUAUGUUGUUGUAUUGUUAUUAUCAGAAUCGUCAGUUAUUAAGACGAGCAUGUGACUCUAUUACCACUUAUGAGUUUUGUUUAUUAAAGAGAAAUUAUAUAUAUGUAAUUUGAACUUAAUCAAUUAAAGGAUUGACACAUCUUUAACCUAAAAUAUCAAGGUAUUGGUUUUGAGUCUUUUUUUCUUAUAUAGUAUUUAGUUUUGUGAAUUCUAUUCAAUGAUUUACACUUACACUUAAAUUAUUUUUAAUAACACCGCAAACAGAGGUGUCUAAGGACAAUCUACUCCAGUUAGUUCAAUUGAACGUGCUAAAUUCAAGGAGCAAAACCCUCAUUUCUAUUACUCUUUUAAUGUAUUUCAUUCUUUUUACUCUUGUAAUUAAAAGUGUUCGUAAA